GGCAGUGGCGCUCAUUCUGAUAGGAGAGAGCCAUGUGCCAAGUGGAAGAAGGCAUCAGGGAGCCAUCACAACCCACAGAGAAGCUCUACUUUUCCAACCUCUGAUUCACCAUGAAUGGACUUGGACGACGCGUAGAGAGGACAACCGCUGGAAACCCCAGGCCAAAUGUUGCAGCUGAGCUGGGGAACAUCUUUGCCAUGAUGGCUGGAGAUUUGCAGAUUCAGCUGAAUGAGGAUUUGGAAGUUGGUGUCAUCCAGAGAGAGGUUAAGAAGUUACCCAAGCAGGUGAGAGAAGACCUAGUUCCACUUUCAACUGACCGGACUCGUCUUCUAGUAGAACCUGCCAAAAAACCAAGACAACGUUAUGUCCAGAAAGAUGGCAAAUGUAAUGUCCAUCAUGGAAAUGUCAAGGAAACAUACCGCUACUUCAGCGAUCUCUUCACCACACUUGUGGACCUCAAGUGGCGGUUCAGCCUGUUAAUCUUUAUCCUGGUGUACUGCAUCACCUGGCUCUUCUUUGGACUAAUAUGGUGGCUCAUUGCAUACAUCCGGGGGGAUCUUACACAUCAAGGGGAGGAAAACUGGACUCCUUGUGUGGAGAACCUGAACAGCUUUGUUUCAGCUUUCCUUUUCUCCAUUGAGACAGAGACUACAAUUGGUUAUGGCCACAGGGUCAUCACAGAAAACUGCCCUGAGGGGAUCAUACUGCUGCUGAUCCAGGCCAUCAUAGGUUCCAUUGUCAAUGCUUUGAUGGUUGGCUGCAUGUUUGUCAAAAUUUCCCAGCCCAAAAAGAGGGCUGAAACCCUCAUGUUCUCCAACAAGGCAGUCAUAUCAGUCCGUGACAAUAAACUUUGCCUCAUGUUCAGAGUAGGAGACCUCAGGAACUCCCAUAUUGUUGAGGCUUCCAUUCGGGCCAAGCUGAUAAAGUCUAAGCAGACCAAGGAAGGCGAAUUCAUACCUCUCAACCAGACAGACAUUAAUGUGGGUUUCGACACAGGUGAUGACCGCCUAUUCCUUGUGUCCCCUUUGAUCAUCUGCCAUGAGAUAAAUGAGAAGAGUCCAUUUUGGGAAUAUUCGAAAGCACAGAUGGAGAAAGAGGAGUUUGAGAUUGUAGUAAUCCUGGAAGGGAUGGUUGAAGCUACAGGGAUGACAUGUCAGGCUCGCAGCUCUUAUCUGGACACCGAGGUGCUCUGGGGCUAUCGCUUCACACCAGUGUUGACUCUGGAGAAGGGCUUCUAUGAGGUAGACUACAAUUCUUUCCAUGAUAUCUUUGAGACUCAUACACCUUCCUGCAGUGCCAAGGAGUUGGCAGCUAUUGCCAGUGCUGGGCAGCUGUAUGCUCAAAUCUCUCAGCAUAAUGCAAACAUUUGCACCUUCCCCAAGGACUCACAAACCAGUGGUCAGAAGCAGGAUGAUGCUAGAAAAACAAAUGGAUCCACCAGCCAAGUCCACCCUGCCAUCAAGCAUUGAUUGCAUCAACUGGAGCGAGUUAAGGCCAUGUAAUAUUUGACGACUUUUCCAGCGAUUUUCAGUCAUAGUCUUCAUUUGCAUAAUCUUAGGGAGUCAAAACAGUUGGUGGCUCGCUCCCGUGGAGGCUAGUCAUCUAGUAGGACAUACCCAGCGACACACUCCUGCUUGUCCACAAUUUGCUCUGAUUUUGUGUUUAGUUGUAGGAGUGGGCUCUGUGUAUGUGAAAUCUGACAACCAAUCCAGGAAUACAAUGCAUAUGAAUUAACCAGGAAUGAGAACAAGUACUGUACUAAGGAACGCAAGUGUUUUGGACAUCACAUACAGUAGAGAAGCUCAUUUAUUUAGUACCCGAGAAAACAGAAAAAAGGGCAAAAAGGGCAGAGAUUGGGUAUGAACUCUCCAUAACUGUCAACUCCUUGUACAACACCGGCUCCGUCAGGCAGCAUGCUGCUGGCUGGCAGAAAAAGGGACAAGAACGGGUGUGCUGGAAAGUCAUCAUGUAACUGGUAAAUCAGACAUGUUCAGCGAUUUUCAGUCCAGAGACGAGAUCAGCAACUGCAGUCAGCAAAUGUGACAUAACCUUUGACUAGAACUCACACUAUGUGACAUUGGCUUUAGGAUCAAGCAAUGCCUUCUGAUUUGUAUUGUCUGACAUAGAGGUUCUAUAAAGAAUUGGGAGGGGGUCUAUUGAGAAAUUCAUUAUGUGCACUUUUCAGAAGACGUCAUAAAUUGAGGCAGGUACAGUAGAAUUCACAAGGAUACUUCAAGGGAUUUAGCCAUGGGGCUUCUAAGACCUACAGUACUGUAUGGGCUGCUUUAAUUUAUAAUGGGGCUGCUGACUUGAACCUCAUCUCUGACUGACCAGAGAAUAAAACACAACUGCACAACCACUGACUUUUGCUCUUCCAUGAUCACCUUUUUCAUGUAGGCCAAAUGAGAGUGAGCUUAGAGCCAUUGACGUGACACCAUCACAAAGCAGAUCAAGCGAUAACCUGGAAAUGAGCUUUUCAACCAGAGAGAAAAAAAACAACACAAGCUAGCUUUACUCCCAAAUAUGAACGGUUUUGCAAUCCAACAUAUUUGCAAGCUUCCCGUCUUUACCGCCUGCUUACCUCUUUAUUUAAAGAAUUUGAUUUCGCCUAAGCUGUCCUGCAUAGGAGGAAUAGAAAGAUUUUGUUCUUCAGCCUCAUUACACCUUUGCUUUGCAGUCAAUGGGUGUUUUAGCCUUUAGUAUGUCAUCUAUGUCAUCACUGCAAACCCAGAAAAUAAAUCUGGGACACUGAAAUGGAAAUAAAACUCCUGAUAAACAAAAAAAAAAGUAGUGUGGUCAGAAAUAGAAGUACAACUAAAAUUGUUUAAUAUAAAAUAAAAAAAAAAUCAUAAAAUGGAAGUUAGCGGUCUGUUUUUCAUGCAUCUCCCAUAAGGUCCCAAAGGCACGAGGAUUAAAGUAGAGACAUAAAAGUGACAGCUGCAGUUUUACGGCUUGUUUGGAUUGAAUGCAAUAGACAUGCAAUUUAGAGCCCGGACUGUGACGCUCAUUAUAGGAAGCUGAAAUGUGAAGGCAACUUUUUAAGCAAAAAAAUUCAAAACUCCUCACAAACCCACCGUGACUCAUCCAUGAGAUCAAUUAGUUACACUGCCUACUUUUGGAGAUAAAGAAUACCCAGCAUUUAAAUUCACUUUUUUUUUUCCUUGUAACAUUAUUAAUCGGCCCUACGAGGAAGCAAUGAAUCAGAAAGAAUUCUGGCACAAAACUAAUAUUGGAUCAGACAAAAAUCCUCAUGAGAGGCGAAAAAUUGCUGUAAUACACAGUAGUGUGGAGAAGCCUUAGGCACCCAAGAUUAUUAUAUCAUUUUUGUUUUAGAGGGUUUAUUUUAUGUGACUUCUGCAGUGGCAUGUCAGUAGACAAGAACAAAUUUCAGAUUUUCAAAAAUUCUGUUUGGAAAAAUUAAAUGUUACAGAGACAUGUUUGCAUUUUGCUAUAGAGAGUAAAAUAUUAUGUAACGGAUCGCUUUUUCGAUAUAAACUUGAUGACUCGGCAGGUCUGCAGCCCACUGACUAAUUAAACACAGAUAAGAAGCCCACGCGAAGGAGCAAUGACAUCAUAAACGGACUGAGCCAAACUGAUUACCUGAAAUAGAAACUGGGUGUCGAAUCAAACUUGGGAAUGACUCCUUUAAGACGUGUCUGGAGGAGAAACUGGGACUCGUGAUGGGCUCUUCAAUUCAAUUUACUGAAUUGAUUCUUUCAAACUACCUUUUUAGUUUGAAUGCAGUCUUUUGAUUCAUUUUUAGCGAUAGCUGAUACUGGAGUUUGGUAUGGGGGGUCUCCUCCGAUCGCAUCACAAAUAUAUAAUUUAAUAAUUCAUGCAUUGCUUUCACAUACUGUAUGUACAUAGGUGUGUGACGGUGUGGUUUGGCUCCUUCCGGGAGACUCUUGAACCCGCCACCAUUGAUAACGUUACCGAGAUAAGCCAGGCAAAUGAGGAUACAUACAUUCAGACAAGGGGUAGGUGAAAAAGUGGCAGUGCUUUUAUUAAAAAAACAUCAAAAAAAUCAAGUGCCCAACUGUGCAGUGAAAUUCAUUACAUAACAAAAUCAAAUAAGAUGAGAGUGAAUGUGGACGUUAAAAUACAAUAAAUAAAUAUUCAUAAAACCCGAAGGUCAAAACAAGUGGGAAGCCGUCUCCUAAAACCUCACAAGCCCAGGUGCAUCCCUGUAAAAGUGACGUUUCUCCGGCUUAUCCUUUUUCCGGAUCUUGCAGCUCGGAGAGACGUCAACCAACAGGUGCAGAUGACCCUCAGACCUUCUUGUGUCCCCACUUCCCAUCCCAUGAUGGGACGCCGCAGAGCUUCCACUCCCUUGGCUCCCUCUGUCAUCUCUGGCCUUGCAGGGAGCCCCUCAGGAGUACUCUUGUAGCUCCCAAGCUCAGCAAGAGUAACGCUCAUCCCCCUCGAGCGCCGGCCACACAUUCUCCUCCUGGAACUCACAUUCCUGUCCACCUGCUUCUUCCAUUUCUGCACCUGCUCGCUCACUCGCUCCUGCCCUUCUUUUCUUCCUUUAACCUCCUCCCUCGUUUUUGUUAUUUUCAAACCUUUUGUUUUCCUCCUGCCCUUUCUGUCCCAUGCAGGCACCUUUUAUCCUGGAUGUUUAAUUGGGCACAGUUGUGAGGAGCUACUCCCUCCACGCCAUCACCGAGGUGCCCGCCUCCACUUGUGUAUGUGCCAAUACCACCUCUAACGCACUCUCAAACACCCAAACAAACUGGUGCCUGCACCGUCUUGGGAUGCAAUUAUAUAUUUAAAAUUAGCCACCAAAUACUGAGCUGCGGACCAGUGUUUAUAUAAUUAAUAUUAUUUAUUAAUUCACAAUCUAUAAAUAAUAUAAAUAUACAAAUCAUUAUAUU
Molecule: messenger RNA, 4874 nt
Organism: Polypterus senegalus (gray bichir)
Lineage: Eukaryota; Metazoa; Chordata; Cladistia; Polypteriformes; Polypteridae
Gene: kcnj5
Product: potassium inwardly rectifying channel subfamily J member 5
Exons: 4
Coding region: 111-1469 (452 amino acids)
Biological process (GO): regulation of monoatomic ion transmembrane transport; potassium ion import across plasma membrane
Cellular component (GO): plasma membrane
Molecular function (GO): G-protein activated inward rectifier potassium channel activity
Source: RefSeq, a predicted model, not a curated record